Messenger RNA from Prunus avium (sweet cherry), 1490 nucleotides. RefSeq names its product ATP-dependent caseinolytic (Clp) protease/crotonase family protein. Gene Ontology annotation, biological process: protein quality control for misfolded or incompletely synthesized proteins. Gene Ontology annotation, molecular function: serine-type endopeptidase activity; ATPase binding; ATP-dependent peptidase activity. NCBI's taxonomy places the organism in Eukaryota, Viridiplantae, Streptophyta, Magnoliopsida, Rosales, Rosaceae. Gene Ontology annotation, cellular component: endopeptidase Clp complex. The record is from RefSeq and is a predicted model, not a curated record.
UAAAAGGGCUCAACAGUCGAACAGAACAACAUCCCCCAACCUCUUCCACAGCAAAAUAGCAUCAAAACACCCAAAGCUUUCAAGGCCUUCCUUCAACUUCAACGAACCAAAUAGCAUCAGAGCUUCACUUCAAUUUCUCUUUCAGUUUCUAACCCAGAAGUGUCACAAAGUCUCACCGAUAAAUUCAAAUGGCAACUAGUUUGCAAUUACCAAUCUCAAUAUCAGCGACUUCUUCAUCGUCACUUAGAGCCAGAAAUACUCGAAAGUUCGCAGCUUUUUGUUCCAUUAACGCGAAAGCAAAAGUUAAAAUCCCCAUUCCUCCAAUAAACCCUAAGGACCCGUUUCUUUCAAGGCUCAGUUCAGUGGCUGCCAAUUCACCCGAAACUUUACUGAACCGACCUGUUCAAAAUUCUGACUCUCUUCCGUACUUGGAUUUGUUUGAUGAACCUAAGCUCAUGGCCACACCUGCCCAAGUGGAAAGAUCUGUUUCUUACAACGAGCAUAGGCCAAGGAAACCACCUCCAGACUUGCCGUCAUUGCUACUUCACGGGAGAAUAGUUUAUAUUGGCAUGCCUUUAGUACCAGCAGUCACUGAGCUUGUUGUUGCGGAAUUGAUGUAUCUGCAAUGGAUGGAUCCUAAACAACCAAUAUAUAUUUAUAUCAAUUCUACUGGAACCACUCGUGAUGACGGUGAAACGGUUGGCAUGGAGUCAGAGGGGUUUGCUAUCUAUGAUGCAAUGAUGCAGUUGAAAAAUGAGAUACAUACGGUUGCCGUUGGGGCUGCUAUAGGUCAAGCUUGUCUCUUGCUUUCAGCAGGAACUAAGGGCAAACGAUUCAUGAUGCCACAUGCCAAAGCCAUGAUCCAACAGCCUCGUGUGCCAUCAUCUGGGCUGAUGCCUGCUAGUGACGUUCUUAUUCGUGCAAAAGAGGUAAUAACAAAUAGGGACAUUCUUAUAAAGCUUCUGGCCAAGCACACAGGAAAUUCAGUAGAGGCUGUUACUAAUGUGAUGAGAAGACCAUAUUAUAUGGAUUCUACAACUGCUAAAGAAUUCGGGGUGAUUGACAAGAUCCUUUGGCGUGGUCAAGAAAAGAUAAUGGCAGAUGUAGCCUCCCCUGAGGAAUGGGACAAGAAAGCUGGUGUCAAAGUUGUAGAUGAACUUAGUCUCUAGUGGGUGCAAUGUUGUCAUUAUAGGAAUUCUUACUUGGUUACUAAAUGUAGAAGAAAUUACAUGAUCGGUCACUUGUUGGGAUUCUUUGGUUAUUGGUUGAAGCAUGAAUGAAUGUAAAGAGCGUCGAAUCAUCUUAUGGGGAGAAUAUAAUUGCAGGAAUCUGAAGUGGCCUGUUUAAGAGGAAGAUUUGGAUGGAAGAGAUUGAAUACUGAUGCCAAAUUGAAUUGCCGCUGGAACAAUUUGGAGGGUGCACGAACACGGACGUUCGAAGGUUACGAGGGGUCAGACUCUUUCUAUGUCCUAAUUGAAGCGCUGUAGAUU